Molecule: messenger RNA, 2060 nt
Organism: Oncorhynchus keta (chum salmon)
Lineage: Eukaryota; Metazoa; Chordata; Actinopteri; Salmoniformes; Salmonidae
Product: claudin-12
Exons: 3
Coding region: 398-1423 (341 amino acids)
Cellular component (GO): plasma membrane
Source: RefSeq, a predicted model, not a curated record
GAAGCGAGUGCGCUACGGACGGGAAGCAGCUCCUUGGAACUGAACAACUCAACAACGAAUUGGAAUGGCUGCGAUUUCUCCCUAAUAAACGCGUUAACGUUACAAAAAUCAAAGGUAUGAAGUUCGACCACUCUUUUUCAUAGACUCCGUUGAGCUUCUGUGAGCUCUAGCGUUUAGCUAGCUAGUCCCAUCUUUUCGACAAUCCAGGGCGCAACAGGUUUCUAGCUAACGUUAACUAGCUAGUCAGCUGGUUAAUGAUUGCUAGCUUGUAUCAACAUUGUUUGAACAGCUACAUGUAGAAGACAUCACAGCUAAAUGACAUCCACAACUUCACAAGCAUACGGGGAGAACAACUAAAAACAGGAAGUCCUGUUGACAUCACCUCCUGUCUGUGGCUAUGUCGUGCCGGGACAUCCACGCCACCAAUGCCUUCUCCUUCAUCAUCGCCUUCAUCUCCGUGGGCGGCAUCGCUGUGGCGGCGCUGAUCCCACAGUGGCGAGUGACACGACUUGUCACCUUCAACAAAAACGCCAAGAACAUCAGCGUCUAUGAUGGCCUGUGGGCCAAGUGUGUGAAACAAGAUGGCUACUCUGGCUGCUACUACUACGACUCAGAGUGGUAUUCUAAAGUGGACCAGCUGGACCUGCGACUGCUCCAGUUCUGCCUGCCGACUGGGCUACUGUUUGGCUCCCUGGCCCUGGUGCUAUGUAUGGCAGGCAUGUCUAAGACAUGCUGCUGCUCUGAUAAGGCUGAGACAGACAUCAAGAAUACCCGCUGUCUGGUCAACAGCGCAGGCUGCCACCUAGUGGCCGGUAUGUUCCUGUUCCUGGGUGGUGCUAUCGCCCUGGCGCCUUCCGUGUGGUUCCUGUUCCGGACCAAAGAGAUGAACAUCAGGUACGACCGCAUCUUCUCAGACGGGUUCGCGGUCUACGUGGCCAUCGGCUGUUCUGGCGGCCUCAUGCUCGCCGCCCUGCUGAUGUUCAUGUGGUACUGCAUGUGUAAGAAGCUACCCUCUCCCUUCUGGCUGCCUCUCCCCACACUUCCUAACUCCCUCUCCACCCAGCCCCUCACAGCCAACGGGUACCCCCCCUCCCCUGUCUACGGACCCCCUCAGACCUUCCCUCCACAGGGGUACGUCCCCACUGUGAUGGAUGCCCAGCCCUACGCUCCCUCCCAGGGCUACCCUCAGAGCGUAGCCCCACUGGCCCAGCAGCCUCAGCAGGUCUAUAUGUCCCAGAUGUCAGCCCCGGAUGGGUAUGGGUCAGAGGUGGGUCAGAACCAGGCUUACAGCUAUGCCCCAUCCCAGAGUUAUGCACCCUCUCAGGUGGGCUACGCCCCCAGCUACAUAGGCCACCGCUACUCCACACGCUCACGCAUGUCUGGCAUAGAGAUAGACAUCCCUGUUCUAACACAAGGCCUCUGAGGGAGGGCUGCUGCAAGAACACUGAGUCGUGGUUCCAUUUAGCUGUCCUGUCUCCUGUAAAGGGUGUGUACUGUCAGUGAAGGAUAUGACUGUUGGUCAGUCUGCACUAGAAAUACAACUGUGCGUCACUCAACCAAGCACUGCACUGUUAGACACAGUUUAGUAUGCAGGCUCCACAUCUGGUGAAAGGACACCAGAGAUGUCCCAUAAUGAAGUCUGAAUUCACUGUUACAUUUUGAUAGGCGCAAUUAGAAAACAAUAUUUUCUAUUUGUACAUCUCUUAAUGUAAAUCUGCUUGAAACCUCAUAGCAUUUCUACACUGUGUAUAUUGUGUUCACUAAUAUUUCAACUGCUAAGAAAUGAACUAAACUGUACUUUAACCGUGCGGUAACUUGAUGUAGUGAGGUAAAAGGGAGUGACACUAACUGGCUGUGAUGUCUUUGUUGUGCCUGUUUAUAUUAUUGGUCUGUUAAUAAAUACUACUGCUGUGCCUUGUUCAGAACAGCCAUAUUACAUUGCUUAGUUAUUCUGUUUGUGUAUUAAUACUGUAAUAUGUUACUGUUUCCUUUGUUCUGCUAGUUUUCUACACGUGCUGUUUUUGGGCGUUGGAAAUAUUAUAAUAUGCUGUAACAUGUGA